AAUGUUGUAACAAAAAAGUCACCUGCCUGAAAAUACAUAAUUGUCUCCUGUGUUCUUUUUGAUGCUGAUGGUCAUGACAAGUUAUAGGACUUGUACUAAACUCUUUUAGUAGAGGUUUAGCUCAUUUUUCUAUUGGAGUAUUCCAAAAGCACCUAUUUCAUAAGGUCGUAGUGAGAACUAACACAGUGGAGAACACUUAGAACAAUGCCUGGAAUGAACAAUCAACCAGCGAAUGUGAGCUCUGACUGUUGACAGAGGAUUUCCUCACAGAGCUGCCAGCAGGUGUGCGGUCAUGUAGGUGUCAACUUAGAGGAGUAGAACCUAAAUGCGAGUGCCUGCCUGGUAUAUUAUUCACACCAAUGUUGACAUGGGCAGAGGAAGGGCAGGGAAAUUCAGGGGCAGGCAGGGGGACUUUUGAAACUGAGCCUUAGCAAUAUUUGCAUCUGUUCUGAGAAGAAGAAACUCUUUACCCUCAGGAGUUGGCCCAUGUCCUCUACUCUGUCCUCUACACUUGGGGGCAGCUGGAGGGGCAAACGUCAUGCAGGACCUUGCAGAGCCAACGAACAGGAAUAGACCUUGAAGUCUUGGGACCCAUCUUGUCCACAGGAGAGAUGAAUGGAGAUGACAUGGUUCCAGAACCUCCAGUGCUGACUGAUAAGAGAGCCAUCACCCUGGCUAUCAUUUCAUUUCAUUUUAUUUUUUUGUUCCUGGGGACAGCAGUGAGCAACGGCUUCUUCAUCACUGUAACACUGAGCAUGGAGUGGUUGCUACAGAGAACACUGUUACCUUGUGAUAAAUUAUUAGUCAGCCUGGGGGCCUCUUGCCUCUGUCUGCAGUGGGUGGUGAUGAGGAAGAGCAUUUAUAUUUUCCUGUAUCCAAUGGCCUUCCCAUACAACCCUGUACUGCAGUUCCUAGCCUUCCAGUGGGACUUACUGAACACUGCCACCUUAUGGUUCUUCACCUAGCUCAGCGCUUUCUGUUGCGUGAAGACCGCAACCUACACCCUCCCCAUCUUCCUCUGGCUAAAACAGAAGGUGUCUGGCUUGGUUCCAUGGAUGCUGCCUAGUUCCUUGGGACUCUCCAGCUUGAGCACCAUCCUUUUCAUAGGCAACCAGAGCUUAUAUUACUACUUUUUAAGGAGAGGGUUGCAGUCUUGGAACGCCACUGGGAAUACUAUAAGAUCAUAUGAGAAAUCCUACUUCUCUUUAAAACUUGUUGCCUGGACAGCUUCUGACCUCGAAGGGGAUGACUGCUCGUAG
Mirounga angustirostris (Northern elephant seal) is the source of this 1259-nucleotide messenger RNA. RefSeq names its product taste 2 receptor member 60 (gene TAS2R60). The record is from RefSeq and is a predicted model, not a curated record. Lineage: Eukaryota; Metazoa; Chordata; Mammalia; Carnivora; Phocidae. Gene Ontology annotation, molecular function: bitter taste receptor activity; G protein-coupled receptor activity. Gene Ontology annotation, biological process: sensory perception of taste; G protein-coupled receptor signaling pathway; detection of chemical stimulus involved in sensory perception of bitter taste. Gene Ontology annotation, cellular component: membrane.